Mycotypha africana is the source of this 204-nucleotide messenger RNA. RefSeq lists its product as uncharacterized. Lineage: Eukaryota; Fungi; Mucoromycota; Mucoromycetes; Mucorales; Mycotyphaceae. The transcript has a single exon. The annotation marks the transcript as partial. The record is from RefSeq and is a predicted model, not a curated record.
GAGUUGAGUUUUUCCCCGCCAUCAAUGGAAAGUCGUCUGCACUUUAACAAUAUCGACGUGUCUAAUCAGUUUUAUAAGUUUCAGCUAGAUGUGCAAAGCCGGCUGCGAGAAGAUGGUACUUUCACCAUUGAAGAACAUAUGCAACAUUUAUUAGCUUUAUCCUCAAUUCUCUUGCUAAAGCCUGCGCGCACUCAUGAAGAUUUG